This is a messenger RNA of Haliotis rufescens (red abalone), 4467 nucleotides long. RefSeq lists its product as uncharacterized. Bases 44 to 1036 code for a protein of 330 amino acids. The transcript has 9 exons. The record is from RefSeq and is a predicted model, not a curated record. NCBI's taxonomy places the organism in Eukaryota, Metazoa, Mollusca, Gastropoda, Lepetellida, Haliotidae.
AUCAACUAUGAAACAGUAAACACUCUUCUCUCGUUAAUCAACAAUGAAGUCGAUCGCUCUGCUCUUCAUAUGCGUCACCAUUGCCAAAGGCAUGUAUGUCGACCACGGUGAUCCCUACAAACCGGGCACGUUGGCAACUGGAAAACUCGUCAUCACCAGCCUCGAAAACCACAGCCCCCUCCACGCCGUCGUCUACUACCCUAGCGUCCCUGGGGACUACGGUGUCGUCUUCUUCAUCCCGGGAUUUGACGGCAUCAUUUCCAGCGGGUUCUACUCUGAGUAUGUCGGCGCUUUAGCUCAGCAUGGAUUCAUCGUGGUCGGUAGUGACUACAUCUGGCCUGCAAGUGAUCACCCAGGUUACGAGAAGAUCAAUGAGAAGCUGGGAUUCAUCACGGACAAGUACGUGGAGCAGUUUAACUGGAUGAAGUCCAAUCUACAGGGGUUGAUCCAGGGCGUGGCGCCGGGCGUGGCCAGCAGGUGGGAGCAUGCCGCGCUUCUCAGUCAUUCCGCCGGGGCGGACGCUAUGUUGAAGAUGGUGGAGAGGAACCACACCCAUUUCCAGAGUGUCGUGUUUUGGGAGCCCUUCAGUUUUCAGUUCAAGACACCGACCAACUACUCCCUCCCCGCCCUCAUCACGGGGACGCAGCUGUCCACAAAGCGUGGGACCGUCGUCCCGUGCAUCAUCCCUGGUUUCGGCUUCGACCACUUCUACAGCAUGUGGGGGGAACCGCCCAAAGUCCUCAUGAACGUCAAGAACUUUGGUCACUGUGACAUCUUGGACAUUGGUUUUCGCACGUUUUGCAUCGAUACCAAGACGUGUGUGGGGGGUAACGCCUCUGCCAUCCCCUCCUACCACCAGUUCGCGCAGGGAGUAACCUCCGCCUUUCUCAUCUCCACUCUACAGGGCUACACCCAGGACAUCACCUACGUCAUCGACCAAAAUAAGAUACCCCUUCCUCUUGUAGAGUUAAAAUAUAACAUGUCAGCGCCAUCCAGUAAGACAUUCCGCUCUCCUGGCAGACGAUGGACCAAAUGAAAAUGUCCCCAUGUAUUUGAACUAUCUUAGAAAUCCAGCUUGGGAAAUAGAUCUGUUCCUGUUCAAAUAUUUGGAAAAUCCUUCCUGAAAAGUCCCCAACAGCAAUGUUUCAGAGAUCAAAGUCAAAUAUGUCUGUUUAUGAAGCAUUCUCACACGUUCAAGUGGACACGGUGAUCAAGUUGUCAAAGGCACCUCUAUUAGCUGUGCAGAGUUGCCUCACUUAGGUUUACCAGAAACCUAUCCGCAUGGGUUCGAAUCCUAAAUAACCCCGAUUAGGUGUCAAGGUUUGUCAAUACUGUACCCGUGCACAAGGGUUUCGUCAAAGUGGUAAACGUCUAUGUAUCGAACGUUCCUCACAUAUUACACAUACAACUUUCAUAAGAAUAAUUCAUUUCUUAAAUUAAGCGGUUCUAGUUUGCCAAAACGCGUGCUUCCUAUUUAUCUGUGCCGAAUGCAGGACCCCUUAAAAAGCGACGCUAGAACUACGAUUAUAAAAAGUCUAAACGUUCAAGUAUGCUCCAAGGAGCCCCAGACAAGGACAUAUUGGCGGCCGUGUGUACUGUUAGCAGCCAGGAGUUCAAAUAAUCUACCUCUUUCUCUCCACCCGAACACAGCCUCUGCCGCCAUCAGAUUGAAUCUUGUCCAAUUGAUGCUAAAAUAACUGUUGUGUGUCUGCUUUAGUCAUCGCAGGUUGAUAAUUGAACAUGCAGUACAUUCGUGACCAUUCAAGGUGUCUGGAGUAUAUAUAUACUGGCUCGCCCCGGGGAUACCUUACUGUCGAGAAAUCCCCAAUAAAGGAGCUGGCCAUUGACACUUUGUUUUGUUUUGUUUGGUAAGGCAUGUUCACUUAACUAUUUCCCUAAAUUUAUAAUUUAAAUUGUUUUAUAAUUUGUAACGUAAAUGGAGCAGUAUUAUCAGCUGUAAAGGUAUUUAAUCUCAUGUUAUUGACCAUGUAUAAGGGCAAAUAUUAAUUGGGUUUUAUUUAUUUAACGGACUUAUCUGUCAAAUGUAUGUGCAUUAGGUUUAGACAAAAUCAUCGUUGAAGUAUUAACUCCACGGUAUAGCAUAUAUUGUAUAUCAAACAUGUUCCGAUAUCAACAACAUUCGUAUAGUCGGAAAAAGGUUGUUAACAAUUGGGUGUCGUGGUAGCAAGCUGUGUAUUUUAUCCACAUAUUGAUAUUUUAGUGUGACUCAGUUAUUUUGUAUAUGUGAAAAAGUUGUGUAAAUGCAGACAAACUACCUCACUUUGAUCAGACCAUUUAUAUCACACGGGUUAUGUACAUUAUCUUUUAAUGUAAGGAUUCUAUGAUGAACCAUACAUUGCAUGUAUUUAUUGUUCAUAAACAGAAUCCUGACUGCUUUAAAUGUAAUCAUGUAAUCAUUUAGUUAAUCUGUACAAACAAUGUACAAAUAAUAUAGGUAACUUUCUUGAAACUUACAUAGGUCUGAGCACAAUGCAUUUGUAAGACAGCUUCAGCAAACAUGUCUACAUUACGAGCAAUACCUAAAAUGUACAUAUAUCCAUAUAUUAUAACCAUUCAGUAAUGUGAAUGGACAUUUGUUAAUGGGCCCGUUAACUCAGUGUAUGUGGAUGCUAUCAGAUACAGUUUGUUUGCUGCGGUAGUCUAGAUAAACUAUAGAUAUGACCCUCAAGUAUAACAUAUACCAGCAUGAAAAAUGAAUGAUAUAUGCUCAGAAGUUACAGCCAACGCAUGUUGUUAUUAAUAUUUAAAUCCGCGUACAUUUGAUACUGAUAUUGGGUUUAACAAGGUUUAUACGUAAAUAGGAUAUACCUAAAGGAAGUACCAUUUUGAAAGGCGUUAUCAUAAUAAGGAGUGGCUGACAAUAAGUUUCACAUAAGAUUAUGUAAGCUUUGUUCAUAGGUAUCUUUGUAGACUGACUUUAAUAUUGUUCUUAGUAAUUGGUUGGUUUAUCACUUGAUACAUGAUACAUUUGUAUAUCAUAAAACUUACACUCUUAUAUAUAAUCAUUGUAUAAUAUCACACACUACUGUGAUCACUGCUUCUUUUAUGAAAACUGUAAAUGUUCCAUAUGACUUUGUACUUUAUAUCUAAAAAUAUUUCUUAUUUUAAAUGUGAAUUGUUGACUGUCGAGAAAUCCCCAAUAAAGGAGCUGGCCAUAGACACUUUGUUUGGUUUCUUUGAAGGUGGUGCCCGAUCCCGAGAUAAUUCCCCAAGGCUUAUUCUAUAUAUUGAGACGGUUUGAAUAAGAAAUUCUAGAUGCCUGGAACCACCCCUUCAAACAACCGAGAGAAGCUGUGCAGGCCUGAGCCAAGGUCCCUCCUGACCAGUUUGCUUCAUCAAGCUCCAGUCUCACGGUCACCAUCAUCGCCGAUCCUUGUGUCACCUGCUACAACCACAUCAAUCGCUUCCACAACAGCAGCCUACUCCUCUACAUCUCCACCAUCCUCAUCAGUACCCUCGACCAGCCAGAUGUCAACACCCAUGCCGCACAUCAAACUACCACAGUUCUCAGGAACUGAGAAUGCCCAAAUGUGGUGGGAUGACUUUGUUUACUUUUUCUAAUUUCUUCUCUUACAAUGAUGAGAAGAAGUGUCGUCUGAUUUUACCUUGAAGGUGCAGCCUUCACCAAAAGAUUUAUAAAAUCAUCAGCCUUUGAUGUCAGUUUGUUACAGUUGGCCCAGGAACAGGAGGAAUCCAUCAACACCUUCAUCACCCGGGUUGAGACAGCAACCAUCCACCUGAAGCUGCCAGCAUCUGUCAUUGUGACCGUAGCUGUAAAUAGCCUUCGACCCAACAUCCGUCAGUGGGUAUGUAACAAAGAGCCCACAAAUCCACAGGAGGUCCGUCACCAGGCAGAGCUGGCCCAGAAAGCACUGGUGAUCAUGCAGUCAUCAGAGGUCAACAUGAUGGCAAAAGUUUACCACCUCUCCAGUCUGGUUGCCACCCUAAUCUCGAAGACUGAGGCCCCACCUGUCUAGGCUGCCUCUCCAGCUCCCCAGCCCUCAUAUCAACAGCAACAGCAAUAGCAACAACCACGGCUGUCUAAUCAACUGCCACCUCCAUUUCACCAGGCCCAACAACAACGUCGCUACAGCCAGUAGGAACAACAUAAAAAACGACCCCGCUUCACAUCCCCUCCAUUCCUCAAGCAAAGAUUGGUUGUGAUCACACAAAAGAACCAGGAGCACCGUUGAGAGGGCCAUCGGUCAACUCACACGCAGAUUUCCUGUUCUCCAUGGGGAAAUCAGGUUAAAACCUGAAAUGGCUUGUAAGAGUUUCCACGGUUGGUGAAGUGAAGGACCCUGUGACAUCUGGCUCCUCGGUAUACAUGUUGGCUCCUUCUGGUUCCGGAUGUGGAUCUGUCAUGGCGGUGUCAUAAAUCUCCCUGCAACAGAAAAUAUUAAAGUUUUGAUUGUAAUUUUCAUAUAAAUGUUCUUUUCAAUUUCA